Messenger RNA from Aspergillus ibericus CBS 121593, 1938 nucleotides. RefSeq names its product putative Gamma-butyrobetaine hydroxylase subfamily. Gene Ontology annotation, molecular function: oxidoreductase activity. The record is from RefSeq and is a predicted model, not a curated record. The transcript has a single exon. Gene Ontology annotation, biological process: carnitine biosynthetic process. Gene Ontology annotation, cellular component: mitochondrion. Bases 100 to 1677 code for a protein of 525 amino acids. Lineage: Eukaryota; Fungi; Ascomycota; Eurotiomycetes; Eurotiales; Aspergillaceae.
UUCCGACAGCACCCAACCUCCUCCAGAACAAAGUGCAGUGCUUGUAUGUGCGUGCCUCUACACGGUGUCUAGCAGGUCAGCUUGCUGCCGUUACUUACCAUGGCUCGCCUGUUGCGAACCCCCCUCCGCCUUCUCCAGGCCUCUGGGUCGCCGGCCUCGAUUUUAUGCCGUCGCGUCUACUCCUCUCCUGCCGCCCCCCCUCCUCCUGACGCUCUCCCCCCUUCAAAUAAGGCUAACCCCUCACCGACGAUCUUACUGAGGCUAACUGACCCCGUGGACUCCGCUCCCGAAUUACUGGUUGACCCGGAUGAAGGAUCAGCUACAAACACAGAGUCGCUGGAAUCGCCCGAAUCAGUGGAAUAUAGCCUAAGGUCUCCCGGCGAAGUGGAGUAUGAGGACAGCAGGUACACAAUAACCAGGACCAAAAAAGGUCUUGUGAUUGCAGAAGAUUCCAAAGGGCCACUACAAAUCACCGAUGCCACUCUUCGCGACUCAUGCAAAUGCCCUACCUGCGUGGACCCGCACUCGAAGCAACGCAACUUUCGCCUCAGCGAUAUCAGCCCUGACCUAGAAUGCCUCAGUCCCAAGAUCGUGAACGGGAAGCUGCACGUGGUGUGGAAACACGAUAUCUUCGAGGGUUCUCCGGUCUCAAUCCACCAUUCCGAGUACGACCUGGAUCAGCUUCGGUACCCCGUCAUCAACCGCAGAGAAGCUGAGGCAGCGGGUAAAUUCCGCUGGAGGGCGUUCUGGGAUAACGCCCGUAUGGAACACUGGCAGCACUGGAUCACAUUUGAACAGUUCAUGAACGAUGAAGUGGCAUUUACGUGGUCUAUGCGCACCCUCGCUGAACUGGGCCUGAUCUUCAUCAAGGACAUCCCAGACUCGCGCGAGAUGGUCGAGAAGAUUGCGACUCGUAUGGGCCCUAUCCGUAAUACGUUCUACGGAUCCACCUGGGAUGUGCGCAGUGUCGCCGAGGCCAAAAACGUUGCUUACACCAACCAGUUCCUUGGCUUCCACAUGGACCUGAUGUACAUGAAUGACCCACCUGGCUACCAACUCCUGCAUUGUUUGCAGAACUCUUGCGAGGGAGGGGAAUCCCUCUUUGUGGACACAUUCCGCGCUGCAUACGACAUGAGAAAACAUCAUCCCGGUUAUUAUUCUCAUCUGUGCAAGACGAACCUGGCCUACGAAUACAACCAUGAGGAUCAUUUCUACACCAAUGAGUGGCCUGUAUUUCAGACUGAGAGGCCUAGGAAACCGGUGAGAGGUCAUGCGACCCAUCAGGCGAGUGAGAACUACCAACUCACCCACGUCAACUAUUCGCCUCCCUUUCAGGCCCCGCUGCGGAACAUGCAUCCCCUUCACUUCCGCACUCUCGCGAGAGCGCUCAACACCUUUACUAAAUAUCUUGACGAUGAGAAAUACCAGUUCGAGCUGAAGAUGAAGCCCGGCGAGUGUGUCAUCUUCGAAAACCGCCGGGUGGCGCAUGCUCGCCGCGCGUUUCAAACCGACAGUGGCCAGCGCUGGCUGGCUGGUGCGUAUGUUGAUGAAGACGCCAUGUUGUCGUUGUUCAAGACGUCUGCGAACAAGUACCCCGCCCUGUGGAAAUACCAAAGGAAGGGCCUGAACUCCAGACACGUCAGGUUACUCCGAGGAUCCAUGGAAGAUUCAUCCUAGCAACGAGCGCCGUCAGACGGGUACCAUUCAUAUAGGUUCUGAAAGACCCUUCUCCCCACGACCGUGUAUCCUUUGUACAUAGUACAUACUGCCUAGAGCUGAUUACGGAGGUCACUUCUUCGCGACUCCCAAUCGAGUCAAGUCACAUUCCACGCACCCUAAUUGUGCCCGCUCAGGCGAUGCUGGCUAUGUAAGAAGACCGUCCCCGGCGCACAGUACUAGAUCCCUGUAGAUAGGUUUGGCCCAACGCGUGCAUGUUCG